AUGUAACCUAUAUACUGCGAUGAUAGCGUGUGAGGUUCUUAUCAAAGAUGACUACAAGUUGGAUUGCUGGACUGAUAUUUUGUUUCAUAUGUUGCCUUGGAUCCAAAGAUCUCCCAUGCCGUGAAGCAAUAUUCAAAGUUGCGUAUACAGGGCAGCUAUUGGAUGAGCACAUAAUUUCAAGUUGUCAUGUUGAUUCCUGGUUUGAAUGUGGUCAAAAAUGUCUUGACAUCAAUGGUUGUGUGGCGUUCAGUCAUCGUACAGAAUCACGUGAUGACAUAAACUGUAAGAUUGCAAGUGAAAUAGAUGACGUGAUGAAGAACUCAGAUGAGAUUGAUACGUGGACUGUGUACAAGAUCUUGGAGGAUAAACCGGAAAUAUGCAUAAGACAAGAGCCUUGCAACAAUGGUGGUAGCUGUGUGCGAAAGUCGUGCGAACCUCGUGGUUAUUCAUGCAUAUGUAGUCAGUGGUACAACGGGGAACAUUGCGAAAAUGAAAACAGUGAUUUUGACGUCGUAUUUUCAUCACAAGACCAGAAUCUCUCGUACAUUGAGAUGGACAGCAUCAAAUCAAACCUCGAUCAAUUCACUUUCACUGCUUGGUUUAAAUUCAAGCCCGGAAUAAAGAAGUAUCACCUUCUGUCGUACAAGACUAAUGGCAACAUUGAUUUUAUCAAUUUAUUUUUUCACGCGGAUAAACAGUCAGUCGACAGAUUUACAGGGAAAAUCUUGCAACAUGCAGAAACCACCUACAUGACUCCUGUCAAUGACAAUGUUUGGCAUCAUCUCGGCUUUGUUUGGAGCAACACGAAUGGCCUCUGGAACGUUCUCAUUGAUGGAACUCCACGAGCAUUGCGAGACUCUGUGAAAGCUGGUGCCGGUGCCGUCAUUCCUGGCGGAGGAACCUUAGUAAUAGGACAACGUCAUUCUACUUCUGGCUUUAAAGAAGGGGAAGGAUUUCUUGGGCAAAUCAGUGGGUUAAAUAUUUGGAAUAAGGCGUUGACUGGAGAAGAAAUUGAAACCAUGAGCGAAUCCAGAGGAGAUGAACAGGGAAACAUAUUGAGAUGGUUUAAUGUUCUCAACAGUAUUGUUGGAAAUAUCCAGUUAGUUAAGCCUUCGAAUGCACGAAAUACAAGUAAGCAUUUUACUGGCUCAUAA
This is a messenger RNA of Dendronephthya gigantea, 1154 nucleotides long. Its product is annotated as sushi, von Willebrand factor type A, EGF and pentraxin domain-containing protein 1-like. NCBI's taxonomy places the organism in Eukaryota, Metazoa, Cnidaria, Anthozoa, Malacalcyonacea, Nephtheidae. The transcript has 5 exons. Bases 48 to 1154 code for a protein of 368 amino acids. The record is from RefSeq and is a predicted model, not a curated record.